AUGGAUGUCAAGAGUGCGUUCCUAAAUGGUGUUUUACAAGAGGAAGUCUAUGUGGAACAACCUACAAGAUUUCAAGAUCCUAUCCAUCACAAUCAUGUAUAUUGUCUGAAAAAGGCUCUCUAUGGACCCAAUCAAGCCCCGAGAGCAUGGUAUGAUCGACUGUCCACUAUCUUCUUCAAAAAUGGUACACUCUUGGUAGCAUUGACAAAAUAA
This is a messenger RNA of Prunus armeniaca (apricot), 213 nucleotides long. Lineage: Eukaryota; Viridiplantae; Streptophyta; Magnoliopsida; Rosales; Rosaceae. The record is from the annotation of a GenBank genome assembly.